Penicillium lagena is the source of this 582-nucleotide messenger RNA. RefSeq lists its product as uncharacterized. The transcript has 2 exons. Lineage: Eukaryota; Fungi; Ascomycota; Eurotiomycetes; Eurotiales; Aspergillaceae. The coding region runs from base 1 to 582 and encodes 193 amino acids. The record is from RefSeq and is a predicted model, not a curated record.
AUGCAGACGAAGGACAAAGAAAGGGCGCCUGACCCUCAGCCACCGCCUGGCCCCAAGUCUGCGGAUCAGACUGCUACUGAAACUGGCACCGAGCAGCCUCCAGCAACGUCAGACAUCGAUAUAGUGGAUACAACUCCGACAGCACAGCCCCCUGCGCCGGGACCAUCUGAACAGCAACCAGAAGAGACUGGGGUCUCGCAAGCCGUCGAAGAGACACCACAGCCCAAUAUCGAAGCUUCCACAGCUCCUACAGAAGAAGCGAAGGCUUUGGAUUCUGCUGCUCCUGUGGCUGAUGAGACUGAGCCUGUGAUUUCCAACAAGCCUACCCCCACUCCGGAGCCGUCUACAGCCAUAGCAGAGCCCGCUGAGCAGGUAGUUUCUGGAGAUGGCGAUGAAGUAGCACCACAAUCCAUUGCCCUGGAGGCCGAUGGGACCACUGAAGCUGCCACCGAAGGAGCGCCUGAUCUUGCGCCAAAGGUAUCUGAGAAUGCACCAUUAGCAAGCCCCGAGAGGCCCGUCGAAGAAACGCCUGCGGAACCUUUGACAGAGGCACUAGCUAUCGAGGAACCCAUGCCAACUUAA